GGCUACCGGGUGAACAGAAGGGGUUCAAAUAGGAGCUUCGGCGAGGGGGUGCAUAAAGCUAUCCCGUAUAAAGGCCGGUGAUCCUCCAGGCUACGGCGUCACUUUGUUGAGAGCUCUGUGCGCAGGUACCUGCAGUCCCGGAAAGGCCCGUCGUGUACGCCACGCUUAUCGGUUACAUUGCUGCUGCGUCACGCGAAGACGUUCAAGAGGAAUAUGGGCCCCAUGGUGAAACUGUUUCUUCUAGCCGUUCUGGCGGUGGCAUACGCACAGCAGGACUACGACAACUCUCCGCCCGAGCCGUACGAGUUCAAGUACGACGUGACGGACGAAGAAGGCAACACGCAGAUGCACCAGCAGUCCAGCGACGGUUCGGGCACCGUUCGCGGCUCGUACGGCUACACGGACAAGGACGGCCUCUUCCGCCUUGUCGAGUACGUCGCGGACGCCAUGGGUUUCCGGGCCAUGAUCAAGACGAACGAACCCGGAACCAAGUCCGGGGGCUCGGCCGACGCCCCCGUGGAGUCUUCCGCGCCUGAGCAAUAAGCUAACACUUUGACAAAACGGCUUGGCGGGAUAUGUCGUAAAAAGUUACUGUAGAUACAGAAGCGAUGGUGACGAAACAGAAAAAGGAAAGUGUGGUAGCCUUAUCUGCCACUUUGCCCUGCAACGGGACGAUGCAGAAAGCGUUGCAUUCCAUAUGAAAACCCGCCGAGUCGAAUUUUGCACUGCCGCCGACUUGAGCUCGAGAUAUCCGAAGAAAUUGAAACGUACUGCAUCCGUUUCUGGGUUCAUCAACGUCACCUGCAAGAGCAAGGUGUGUUUUAAAGGGUGCUGUCUAGUGAAUGACGUUCAGGUUCGUGCUUCCAUGAGGUUGUGCCUAAAGAGCGUUCGCCUGUAGCUCAGCGUGCUCCAGGUACUCGAUGCAACCGGUACCGAUGUGUCGCCAUUCAGCUGAGAUGGCAGGGAAUCCGGUGGUACCGAGUCCAUCCCUGGCUAAUUAAUGCUCGUGUAAGGUUGGAAAGUUGGUCACUGAAGUAACCUCUCGGUACUUCGGUGUCUCACCUGCUUACAGCAGCGUUUAUUUUCGACACAUAUUACACGGCCAAAUAGAAACGGAAAGCUUUAACGCCACUCGACUCAGGUAUAGCUUUUAAUGAUCGGGCUAUCUUUUCUUCAGUGAACGACACUGCGUUGUGACGGCUCCGUUCUGCGUCUGAAUGGGAACGACACUUCAUUUUCUGAAGGAAGCAACCUCGAGUUGUGUGAGAUUGAAACCUUUGUAGUUUUGUGAAAACAUAUUCGCUGCGUUUUCGUAUUGCUGUAAAUGUAAGAGGCUGGCGCAUUAUUAGAAUGGCGAGUGCUUUUGAACAAUGUGCUGCGAAGAGCUGUCACAUCGGAGUAGGCUUAAGAGACCAAUAUAUGCAAUCGCUUUUUCAAGUUGGCACGUGCCAUUAAGCUGUUAGUGCCUGACAUAUUAACAUGAGCGUUGCUUGUUCAUUGUUCUUUCUGUGCUUGUAAGACUUAGGCACUAAUUCUAAACGGGUUCUGUGUUUUUGUCAUGUUUGUGUUACGCAACACACAAAAAUGUGCGCGGCCGCCCACUAUAUUUUCUUCACUUGUGGUAGUACUUUUCUUUAAUUAAUGGCCCUCGUUGACUCUUGUAUUCUGCUGCAAUAUGCGACUAACUGGGAAAAAGUGCAAACUUUCUAUAGCUUCUUGUGUGUGGUGUUCAUUGUCUUGUCCUAAGUGUGGGCGUCUUCGAGAGAAGUUUAUUUAUUUAUUAGCGCUUCUGUGAUGUCAGUGUGAGUACACAUCGUUGCUUACACAUCUGUGACGUGCAUGCCUUCAAUGCAUAUAAAA
Molecule: messenger RNA, 1860 nt
Organism: Rhipicephalus sanguineus (brown dog tick)
Lineage: Eukaryota; Metazoa; Arthropoda; Arachnida; Ixodida; Ixodidae
Product: cuticle protein 10.9
Exons: 3
Coding region: 214-543 (109 amino acids)
Cellular component (GO): chitin-based extracellular matrix
Molecular function (GO): structural constituent of chitin-based larval cuticle
Source: RefSeq, a predicted model, not a curated record